Molecule: messenger RNA, 1243 nt
Organism: Rhea pennata
Lineage: Eukaryota; Metazoa; Chordata; Aves; Rheiformes; Rheidae
Gene: PERCC1
Product: proline and glutamate rich with coiled coil 1
Exons: 3
Coding region: 404-1243 (279 amino acids)
Source: RefSeq, a predicted model, not a curated record
GGACCCCUGGGCGGCUUUCGGCCCAGGGAGCGGGCGUGCGGCCGGCCCCGCUGCCGCCACGGCGCCUGUUUGCACAGGCAUAGCUCGAUAAGCAGUAUGUUCUUCAGAAGAUGCUACUCCAGGAGUCAAAAUAGCAUGAAAUUUAAUUUUACGCCUAUUUGGCAAAGCUUGAUUUCGCCUCCAAUCAGCAGGGAGAUAAGAACCCUCGGCACAAGUGUGCGGGCAGUUUGGCAGCUGGGGCUGCCGAUUUAAUAGGUGAAUCUACAGGAACAACACUUGAGAAUCCCCUGGCUAGUGAACCAUUAAGCUACCAAAUAUUUGCCAGCCGUCAGCUCGCCGCUCCGCUAUAAAUACUUCAGGCCCAGGUGGAGGGACGGCGAGGGGGAGAGACGCGCGGGAGCCUAUGCAUGGCCCGUCCUCGGCAGCGCUGAGGGUGAGUCCGGGCCCCGGGGGGCCCCCACACGCCACCAUGGCCGCGGGCAUCAUCCGGCACCUGGCCGAGCUGCGGCUGCCCUCGCCCUUCCCGCACGCCCUGCUGCUGCCCGCGCACCCCGAGCCCGACUUCCCCGACCUCUCCGAGGAGGAGGAAGACGAGGAGGAGGAGGACGAGGAGGAGGAGGACGAGGCAGCGGCGGAGGGCGCCGGUGGCGGGCAGGAGCUGGCCAGCCCCAGCGACGCGGAGACGACGCUGCAGCUCCUCAAGUUUUCGGAGCUCAUCAGCUGCGACAUCCAGCGGUAUUUCGGGCGGAGGGGCCGGGACGAGGACGCCGAGGGCUGGGGCGCCGCCGAGGACUGCCGCUCGCUGCGCCGCUCCGGCCGGGAGCUCUGCUCCGGCGACCUGCUGCGCGCAGCGCGGAGCGGCGAGCCCCGGGAGGAGGAGGCGGCGCCGGCGGGGCCGCGGGGCCGGCGGGCGGCGGGCGGCGCGCCGCAGCUGGGGCCGCUGGCCGAGCUCUUCGAGUACGGCUUGCGCCGGUGCCUCCAGCCGCCGGCGGCGGAUGGCAAGAAGCAGCGGCUGGAGAGGAAAUACGCCCACAUCACCCCCAUGCACAAGAGGAAGCUGCCGCAGUCCUUCUGGAGGGAGCCGGGCCCCGGCCCCGCGCUGCACCCCAGCACCCCGGAUUUCAGCGACCUCCUGGCCAACUGGACGGCGGAGCCGGCGCCGGAGCUGCCGGGUGCUGGGCGGGAGCUGCCGCCCGAGCCGGGCCGCCCGGGGCCGGAGGCCGAGCGCUCGGGCGCGGCGUGA